CACCAACCGCUUCUCCGUCACGAAUAAAGCAUCUGAACACGCGCGAGGAAGAAGACGAAGAAGAAGAAGAAGACGAAGACGAAGAGGAGGACGAAGCAUCAAAAUCUCCAUUUCUCCAUGAAUCGAUUACACCUCCUCCCCUCCUCCUCCUCCUCCUCAUCUCUCUCCACGCGCCCGCGAUUUCCCGCCAUACCCUGGAAUGGCGCGAAGUCGACUAGGAUUUCGCCGAGGCGACCACCACCUGGUAGCGGAAGCACCGGAAGUGUCAGAUCGUUGAGAGUAGUUGUCUCCGAAUCCCAAACCGAGAGGCGAUUCCCGAGGAUCGGGGCUGGAUCGACGGGGCCGAUCCCCGCCGCGGAGCUCCUCGGAGUCGUUGAAGCUGCCGCGAGGACCGGCGCCGAGGUUGUGAUGGAAGCUGUUAAUAAGCCUCGAAAUAUUAGUUACAAGGGCCUUACCGACUUGGUGACUGACACAGAUAAAAUGAGUGAAUCAGCCAUCCUAGAAGUUGUGAGAAAGAAUUUUAAAGGCCACCUAAUUCUUGGGGAGGAAGGUGGCCUUAUUGGGGAUUCCUUGUCGGAUUAUCUCUGGUGCAUUGAUCCGUUAGAUGGAACGACAAAUUUUGCACACGGUUACCCCAGCUUUGCUGUAUCAGUCGGUGUUCUUUUCCGUGGAAAGCCUGCUGCUGCAUCUGUGGUCGAGUUUUUGGGUGGUCAUAUGUGUUGGAAUACUCGCACAUUUGCUGCAUCAUCAGGUGGUGGAGCCUUUUGUAAUGGCCAGAAGAUUCAUGUUAGUCAGACCGAUCAGGUGGAACGAUCUCUUCUGGUAACUGGUUUCGGAUAUGAACAUGAUGAUCCAUGGACGACCAACAUGAACUUAUUCAAGGAAUUUACUGAUAUUAGCAGGGGUGUGAGAAGGCUAGGUGCUGCCGCAGUCGACAUGUCUCAUGUCGCUCUAGGAAUUGUCGAGGCCUACUGGGAGUACCGUCUAAAGCCAUGGGACAUGGCAGCUGGUGUGCUGAUAGUUGAAGAAGCAGGUGGAGUGGUCACGCGCAUGGAUGGUGGAAAGUUUACGGUCUUUGAUCGCUCCGUCUUGGUUUCCAACGGCGCCAUUCAUGAGAAGCUUCUGGAGAGGAUCGGCCCUGCCACUGAAGAAUUGAAAAAGAAAGGAAUCGAUUUCUCUUUAUGGUUCAAGCCCGAGAACUACCCUACAGAUUUCUGAGUUUGCAUGAUCAGCGUAACAUUCAGUUUCCCUCGGUGCCGACAGUGGUGGCAGAAUCUUUGCCUCGAAUAACUGUUGAUUUUUACCGUGAAUUUUCACACGGGUAUUUAUGGCUGUAUGCAUCAGCUAUCCUCAUUUGGAAAGAGUUUGGGGAUCAAACAACCGGAAAAGGAAAAGGAAAAAAAGAAGUGAUGUGUAAUCAGAUUGGAUUCAUCUACUCCCAUAAUUUUGAUAUCUUCUCUGAUUAGAUCACUGCUCGAUUUAUGGGCUUUUUUGUGUUUUUUUGCCGAAAAAUUGCAGUAGCGUAAUUAAACUUCAAGUAUAGUUUCAAUUUUUCCCCUCAAUCUUGUUACAAUUGUGUUGGUCUUUU
This is a messenger RNA of Ananas comosus (pineapple), 1588 nucleotides long. Its product is annotated as phosphatase IMPL1, chloroplastic-like. Gene Ontology annotation, molecular function: inositol monophosphate 1-phosphatase activity. The transcript has 10 exons. The record is from RefSeq and is a predicted model, not a curated record. Lineage: Eukaryota; Viridiplantae; Streptophyta; Magnoliopsida; Poales; Bromeliaceae. Gene Ontology annotation, biological process: signal transduction; phosphatidylinositol phosphate biosynthetic process; inositol metabolic process. Bases 118 to 1218 code for a protein of 366 amino acids.